AGGUUCAGCCGGCAGAUGUCCAAGAAGCUGGACCUGAGCGGGACCCGGUCUGUUGCGCCCAAGACCCACGCGGGCCUGAUGCAGAUGGUCCACUCGUACGCGUACUCCUGCUGGGCUCUGUUCGUCAGCACCUCUGUCACCGUCUGCGCCCUGAUCGUGGCCCUGACCACGGAGCCCGGGACGGAGGAGCACCUGGGCAUCCUUGGGAUCGUGGUGCACGUGCUCUUCAUGCUGGAGGUGCUCGACUUCUGCCUGAAGGUGUCCGCGUACCAGCAGGACUUCUUCACCAAGAUCCCGAACAGGCUCGACGCGGGGCUCACAUUCUUGGCGGCCGGCGCUAUCAUCUUCGAGAUCGCGGCCUCUGGCUCGCACGACUCGGCAGCGGAGAUCUUCCUGGGCACGCCCGUCACCCAGUGGAUCCGGGGCGCCGCCGUGAUGCAGGUGCUGCGGGUGCACAAGCUGACCCACGCGGUCCACGCGUGGGCCGGCCUCAAGAG
Messenger RNA from Prorocentrum cordatum, 497 nucleotides. The record is from the annotation of a GenBank genome assembly. NCBI's taxonomy places the organism in Eukaryota, Dinophyceae, Prorocentrales, Prorocentraceae.